Molecule: messenger RNA, 409 nt
Organism: Paramecium octaurelia
Lineage: Eukaryota; Ciliophora; Oligohymenophorea; Peniculida; Parameciidae
Source: the annotation of a GenBank genome assembly
GUAAAAUUUGAAUUGCUUGAUGUUUAAUAAUUCAUUUGUGUAGAAUUGUCUACUAUUUUGAAUUCCAUUAAUAACUAUUUUCUUUACACAUGCUACAUGUAAUAAUAAUGUUCCUAGAUGUGUCAAAUAGAGCAUGUUUGAGCUAGCAACUAUAUUUGAUUUAGUUAUAUGUCUGGCAGUUAAACAUAUUUUUGUUUCAAAACUUUUAAGUUGAUUUGAAAGGCAAGCAUCCUUGAUUAAUUUAUUUUAUCUUUAUUGGAAGAAAUUAACAGAAUAAUAAUAGUAAUGAAUUUAUAGAUUUUCCUUUAAAACAAUGUCAACAACUGGCGAAGUGUGGUAGGAGCUUCACUGAGCUGAGUCAAUUUUAACUACAUUACAUAAUUCUGGCUAACAACUUUAUAUUUUGUUU